Molecule: messenger RNA, 554 nt
Organism: Phytophthora infestans T30-4
Lineage: Eukaryota; Oomycota; Peronosporomycetes; Peronosporales; Peronosporaceae
Exons: 1
Coding region: 72-554 (160 amino acids)
Source: RefSeq, a predicted model, not a curated record
UCGGCGGAAGAAACGAACGGCGUGUACCCGCGCUUUGGUCUCCUAUACUUGCUGGUUAAUUGCCUGCCGAGAUGCUGACGGAGAGCGCGUCGUUGUCGGCGCCACUGGACAGCGGGGAGCGCCGCGCUGAAGCUCGCCACCGCCGCCGCGAGGCUGCUGCACCGUACUCCAAGCGGACAAAAGCCGCGGAAGACGAAGACGACGUCGAGUUCUUUGCUCGCGAAACAGACCACAACCGACGCGGAAGCGGCUUCCUGGCUCGUCUGGCCAGCUACAUCCCCAUUGUGAACAAGCUAGUGACGGAGAAGGGCGACGAGGAGGAAGCGGAGCUUCAGCCAGCCGUCGACACGUCCGUUGAUAGUAUCGACAUCCAGACGACACAGGAAGACGUAGACGAGGAAGACGAGGCGCAGGAAGAGACUGAGAAGGAACAGGAGACCCCGGAAGAGACUCAAAAAGAGACACCAGCGACACCCGAGCCAUUGUUAGAGAAGUCGAAGGAGCCGACUUCAAAAUCUGGAGAGUGCACGAUAUCCGCUCUUGGGGCAAAAUAG